Staurois parvus is the source of this 331-nucleotide messenger RNA. The record is from the annotation of a GenBank genome assembly. Lineage: Eukaryota; Metazoa; Chordata; Amphibia; Anura; Ranidae.
AUGUCCCUCCUGCAGUGUCCCCUGUAAUGUCCUCCAGCCGAUGCCGGCAUCUGUCAUCUGGGUUCCGUCCCCUAAGAGCGUCGGGACGUACGGGGAAUGGAACUGGCGGGAAAUUUGAACAUGACAAAAAUAAAACAUUACUGUAUCAAACCAUUUGACAUACAUUUUGUCCCGAGUGCUUUGUCCGGCGCCCUGCCUGCAUUUUUACUGUUCUUUCUGCCUGGAAACUGAGAAACGUGCAUGGCGUCCAAAAAGCGUCCCUUUAGGUCAAAAGCGGUUUUAGACCAGCUAGAGAACAGCGAUAGUAAAUCAGAACCACUUGCAGAAUUGA